This is a messenger RNA of Vollenhovia emeryi, 2933 nucleotides long. RefSeq names its product gastrula zinc finger protein XlCGF46.1-like. The transcript is spliced from 5 exons. The coding region runs from base 99 to 1313 and encodes 404 amino acids. The record is from RefSeq and is a predicted model, not a curated record. NCBI's taxonomy places the organism in Eukaryota, Metazoa, Arthropoda, Insecta, Hymenoptera, Formicidae.
UUCAUUGCUCGAUUGUUUCAGCAGUUUUCUGUUAUCACGUAACAUUUUCGUUCAACAUUUUGCAAUCUCGCUGGCGAUACAUAUACUCCAUAAUAAUUAUGGAGGGUAAGAAUUUCGCUAUCAGCGAUCAUUCUCGACAGAAUCGAGCAAUAUUCGACACGAAAGAUCUCGAGUUUAUCGGUAACCCUAACAAAGCUUGUCACGAAGUAUGCCUUCCGAUUAAAAUAAAGACCGAGAUCCUGGACGAGAUCGAAAAUUUUUCAGACGAGCUAGAUAUUGAACAGUACGUCAAGAACGAACCAUCAGAAGAAGCAUCGCGUCAUGAAAAUUCCGAACAGACUCCAAAAUCGGACUGUCAAAGAAAUGCAAGCGUUUCACUUUCGCAGAGAAAAAUGGACGAGUACACUGACUUAAAGGAAUACAUCGUGGCACUGACAAGAGGAAAGCUUUUAAUGUGCAACGUCUGCAGGAUCGAAUUUCCGAACGAGGUCGAGUUCAAGACUCACAUGAUUGGACAAAGCCAUGGAAAACUUUUCCAAUGCGGAUUUUGUUGGAAGCAAUUCUUUGGAUCGUCAACCUUAAAGAAUCACCUGCAUAUGCAUUUUAUUCCGAAGCCUUUCGCGUGCAGACAAUGCGAGCUCCAAUUUCAGACGAAACGUGCAUUGGAGAAGCACCAAUCUAAAGUACACUUUGGCAGAAGAACAUUUAAGUGUCCUGUCUGCAAGAAAAACUUGGUACACCAUCAAUCGUUGCGCGAUCAUAUGUUGAUGCAUAUUAAUGUGAGGCCCCACAAAUGUACGACCUGUGGCAAAAGCUUCCUGAGGGCCAGCAGCCUCCGGACCCAUAUGAUCGUCCACACCGCGGACUUGCCGUUCGCGUGCGAUCUCUGCCCGGCAAAAUUCAAGAGAUCGUCGGUGCUGAAGACACACCAGCUGACACACACGGGCGUGAGAAGAUUCGAGUGCGACAUCUGCAAGCAUCGUUUCCACCUGAAAGGCGCACUGAAACAUCACAUACUGGCGCAUUACGGUAUCAAGCCCUAUAAGUGUGAAGAUUGCGGCAAGAGCUACAGAAGAUCUUGGGGUUUGAAGGUGCACAGAUAUCGGCAUACCGGCAUAAAGCGAUUCGAGUGCGAUUUCUGCAAGCUGCGCUUCAGCGUGAAGACGAAGCUCGCGAAUCACAUUUACACACAUACCGGCGAGAAACCAUACAAGUGUCAUAUCUGCGGACGUCAGUAUGCUGAGAGAUAUCAGUUGAAGGCGCACAGAUGCACGGCAUUAUAUGGCAACCCGUUGAAAUUGAAAACUGCUUAAAUUUUGUUUCUUUUAUCGAAAAGUUUAACAAGAUUAAAUUAAGAUUAACCAUUAUGUUGAGUAUAUGAUACUGUACAAUGAAUAAAAAAAAUUUAUUGAAGAAUAUUGUACAACUGGUAAAUUUUGAUUUUUCGGUUAUGUAACCGAAUAUCGAAAUGAAUGGAUUGAGAUAACAGCACGAAUGUAGAAUUUGCAAAAAUUGAUCGAGAAUACAAAUAAAUCGAAAGAAUUUAGACAUAUCGCGAGUUUUACGGUACAAUUUUUAAGGCUAGAUACUGUCCGCGCGAUUAAAUUAAUUAUUGUCGGUCGCGAUUGCUUGUAAUAAAACUCGUUCCUCGGCUUGAUACAACGGCUGGUCGCCAUUUCAUUCGUGAUCAAAUCUACCAUCAUGGAUCCUAUCCGUGUUUGCAUGCCCGUGAAGUUUAAUAAGGCAUGGCCUUAAUAAGCACUUCGCCGCAGAACAAAACACCGAUUAAUCCCAGACUGGACCGAUACGGAUUGGUUUCGAGCUCGAAGCUGCCGACUCGCGCGGGAUAGGUCGGCUUAGGUUCGUCAUCAACUAUCGUAUAUAAUCACAGUCUUUAUUCGAUAUUGCUCGAACGUGACCGCCGGGAUCAUCGAACGGCGCAGCGAAAUUAAUGCAACUUUCGAAGACGUAACGCAGUCCUUUGGUAAUAAUUACUUACUUCGACGGCAUACACUCACGUUUCGUUAUAACGGCGUAAUCUACAUCGUACUUAGAUAUCCGGUAUAAUCGUUUACGUAACUUAUAUGAAGAAAAUAGAUUUUAUCGAUGGCGUCUAAAAAAAUUAAUUGCCUGUAUCUUAAUCUAAUAAAAACCCGCGUUGUCAGACACGUGAAAUAAAUCAUAUUGCGAUAUUCAUCUGUACUACUUUCUUAAUAGAUAAGUACUUUCAGCAGUAGUCAAAGUGCCACUUUUAUUUUAACCGUUUGCAAAUACUUAAACGAUUUAUUAGACAUAAACUUUCUGUAUGCAGAUACUGUGCAAUUAUUUAGGAUAUUAAUGCAGCGUUUCUUUAGCGACUGCCUCGAGAGUAUCUCGAGCACGUGGGUCCUGCUUAUGUCGCCGCACGUGAGAAUGGUGCUUUAAGGUGCGUGGACACAGCAGGGGCUCGUAUGCGGUACACCGAGAUGCUCCGCUUCUUAUCAGAUCGCAUCUCUGAUUCGCGUGUCUUGCGGCUAAACUCUUUGACAGUGCCGACACGUAUUUGCCUUCUGACCCCGUUUCUCUAUUUCGACGCGGUAGGAGGCAUGCAAAAAGAAAGUAUUUUCACCAUUUAAAUCGUACUUGUAAUAAUGGUGACUUUUCGAGAGAACAGCGCCAAUAUAUAAAGUGAAAUAAUGAGAUUUUUGAUAUUUGAAAUUUACUCGCGAAUCGAUUGUAUAUGCUACCAUGUAAAAUAUCAAUGAAAAAUGUCAAGCAUGUGUAAAUGAUUCAAUAAAUUUCAUGUAAGCAUAUCUUACGUCGAUGUAGUACAGAAGGCAAAAAUAAUAUGCUGAGUAUCAUCCUGUUUUUAAAAAUAGUAGUAUGUACCAAUAGCAAUUAAAUUCCCGUAGACGACAGUAAUUUCGUUCGCAAUAAUAAUUUAAUCGCCUGGG